UAAAGUUAGAUACAAAAUUAUUAAUUUGAUUUGAGAAAAAUAAAGAAGAGAAAGCUGAAGAAGGUUUUAUCUAUGGAGGACAAGAAGAGUAGAAGUUCAAUGGUAGUUUGUGUUACUGGUGGUUCAGGAUACAUAGCUUCAUAUCUGGUGAAAAAACUUCUUGAAAGAGGCUACAAAGUUCAUGCUACCUUGAGGAACUUAGAGGAUAAAUCAAAGGUAGACUUGUUGAAGAACUUGCCUAAUGCAGAAGAAAAUUUGAAGUUAUUUCAAGCUGAUAUGUAUAGACCAGAAGAAUUUGAGCAAGCAAUCACAGGCUGUGAGUUUGUUUUCCAUGUGGCCACUCCUUGUAUACAUUCUGAGGGAUUUCAGGACAAGAAUCAGGUAGAAGCAGCAGUUGCAUCAGUGAAGAAUAUCGUAAUGUCUUGUAUAAAGUCUGGUACUGUGAAGAGGCUUAUAUAUACAGGCACUGUGCUUGCUGCUUCACCAAUGAAGGAUGAUGGUAAUGGCUUCAAAGAUUUGAUGGAUGAAACAUGUUGGACUCCUCUCAAUGUCCACUUUCCUUUUAGCGACGAUUUUGUUAUGACUUAUGUGGAAGCAAAGACAGCAUGUGACAGAGAAAUCUUGAACUUUGGCAAAGAUGGAUUUGAGGUUGUGAGCUUAGGUUUUGGUCUUGUUGGAGGAACAACACUCUUGUCAAAUAUCUCAAGAAGCAUGGCUAAUAUGUUGUCAGUGGUAACUGGUGAUGAAAUUUAUUACAAUCAACUCAAGUUCAUAGAAGAGGUUGAUGGAAAAGUUCCAAUUAUACACAUUGAAGAUGUUUGUGAAGCUCACAUUUUCUCAAUGGAAAAUAGUGAUUCUAUGAAUGGUAGACUCUUGUGUGCUAGUGCAUUUGUUUCUUCUGCAGAAAUUGCAAGUUAUUAUCAACAAAACUAUCCAGAGUUUCAUAUCAACCAAAAGUACUUGGAUGAUCCAAAGAGAGAAGUGAAAUGGGGAUCAAAUAAGCUUAUGGAGAAGGGUUUUGUGUACAAAUAUGAAAUGAAGAAAAUAUUGGAUGAUAAUAUUAGAAGUGCAAGGGAACUUGGAGUUUUUAACUUACCAUCAUCUGCUUAAUGGGAACUUUUAAUUUUCAUAUAUGAAAAAUAUUUACUCGUAUAGAGUGUUUGUAACAAAUCAUAUGAAUUUAUCGUAAGUAAUAAAAUAAGGUGAUAAUAUUUGCUAACACGCAUGUCGUGUAUUUAUUGUUUUGAUGUAUA
This is a messenger RNA of Solanum tuberosum (potato), 1253 nucleotides long. RefSeq names its product anthocyanidin reductase-like. The transcript has 5 exons. Lineage: Eukaryota; Viridiplantae; Streptophyta; Magnoliopsida; Solanales; Solanaceae. Gene Ontology annotation, molecular function: oxidoreductase activity, acting on the CH-OH group of donors, NAD or NADP as acceptor. Bases 73 to 1110 code for a protein of 345 amino acids. The record is from RefSeq and is a predicted model, not a curated record.